Messenger RNA from Alternaria alternata, 658 nucleotides. RefSeq lists its product as hypothetical. Bases 112 to 543 code for a protein of 143 amino acids. The record is from RefSeq and is a predicted model, not a curated record. The transcript has a single exon. Lineage: Eukaryota; Fungi; Ascomycota; Dothideomycetes; Pleosporales; Pleosporaceae.
GACUUGGCGUACGCCACUAGCAGCACACCUGCUUGCCGUUUGCUCCACCUCGCGUAUACCCAACCGUCGCCGAGCUUCGACCGCCGCUGUCUUCGCGGCUCGAAAAGCCACAUGGGGCUCGUUUGCUUUUUGAAGAUCAUGUUCACUGACUCUCACAACGUUGGGGAUCGACUUGUGGAGCCUGAUGCGGCUUUUGAGAUACGCGAGGCAAGAAUACAAUCAUUUUAUUUAGCUAACAACACAUACUUUCAUGUAUUAUCACAACGGCGUACAAACGUGCCGCUGUUCAUCACAUGUCAUUUGAGCACUGGCCUAAUUGUCGCUAACAGGCAAGACCGCGGAAUUCAGGAGCUAAACAGCUUAGAAACAGCCAAAUCUUCGACUAAUAUUCCAUACCACCAUACCACCAUACCAUCAUGCCGUAGUGAUGUGUGGAACGCGUGCCCUAGCACACGGUCCGUGGUAACCUUGAAAAUUCAGCCGCUUGUUGAGCACCUCGAGCAACUUCUCGGUACGAUUGCAAUCUCGCCAUUCUCAAGCUAAGCAGCCCUCUCAUUGUGUUGAGCACCCGGAAAAAUUGAAACGGCCUAGGAGCCAUGCCUCCGACACUAUCAAGCCACUUUCGAAGCAUUCUGUAGGUCAUCGUCAUAGAUUGGUA